Molecule: messenger RNA, 2248 nt
Organism: Brassica oleracea var. oleracea
Lineage: Eukaryota; Viridiplantae; Streptophyta; Magnoliopsida; Brassicales; Brassicaceae
Product: type IV inositol polyphosphate 5-phosphatase 3-like
Exons: 9
Coding region: 85-2073 (662 amino acids)
Biological process (GO): phosphatidylinositol dephosphorylation
Molecular function (GO): inositol-polyphosphate 5-phosphatase activity; phosphatidylinositol-3,4,5-trisphosphate 5-phosphatase activity; phosphatidylinositol-4,5-bisphosphate 5-phosphatase activity
Source: RefSeq, a predicted model, not a curated record
UGGUCUGAAAAUAAAGAUUUACAAAAGUUUCAGCACUUUCCUUUAUUUAUUAAAGAGUAUCACUUUUGUGAAAAUUCAAUUUUGAUGUCUUCAGUUGCUGAACCUGCCGGGAUGAUGAGGAAGAGCUUCCGUCGUCAGAAAUCUCAGAGAUUAUGGGCGAAGGUUGUUAUGAGGAAGUGGUUGAACAUAAGUGCUAGAGAUCUUGAGUAUGGUGCUGAUACUGAAGACGAAUCCGAAAACGAGGACGUUGUAGAGGAAAACCAAGACUCUAGCUCCGACGAAGAUAAUGAAGAAUCGAGCACGCGAAGGAGAGGAUCGACUCAAUCGUGUGUUAGUGAGAUCUCGGAGGAUCCUAUCACCGUCGCUGAAGCCGCCGCGGAGUUUACUAGCAAUGAUGCUCCGUUGAAGUUAAGGAGAAGGAAUUCAGAAACAUUGAGAGCACAGUAUAUUAACAACAAAGAAAUAAGAGUAUGUGUUGGUACGUGGAACGUAGGAGGAGUAUCACCACCUUCUGAUCUUGACAUCGAUGACUGGAUCGACAUUAAUCAUUCUGCCGAUAUCUACGUUCUUGGUUUACAAGAGGUUGUACCUUUGAAUGCUGGGAACAUACUUGGAGCUGAAGAUAACCGACCGGUUGCAAAAUGGGAAGAAGUGAUCAGAGAAGCAUUGAACCGAGUCAGACCGAAAAACUCUGGGGUUAAGAGUUACAGUGAUCCACCAACUCCAGGGAUAUUCAAACCUUUUGACGAAACACACGAUGUCAUAGAGGAAGAAGUCGAUUACGAGAGCGAUAGCGACGCUGGCGUUGAGAUUCACCCCAUCAACGAGGAAGAAGAAGAAAGCCUCGGGGAGCUAAAGCAUGACGGUGGAGUUGUAGGUGAAGUCAACACUCUCGUUGAUCCUAACUCUGGUGUGCCGGUUGUUGAGAUUAAUAGACAGUUCUUUUCUCCUAAGAAGCUAGACAGACAAAUCUGUUUACGUGUUGAUAGCUUUGACAAGAGGAAGAACGAUGAGGAUUCCCCUGGAACCGGUAUGAAAACGCUAAACCGGAUGUUAAGUGGGAAAGAAAGGAUCGGUUUAAGCUGGCCUGAGCCUCCUUUGAGCAUGUUAGGACCUUCUUGCGUUCUAGAUAGACAGCCGUCCAUGAAGACAACGACGUCCUUACAAACAACAAAGUCUUUCAAGGCUUACAAUUCGUUUAAGUAUGUAGCCGGAAGCAACAACGGGGUUGCACCGGAGGUAUUGGCUCUAGCGUCCAUGGACCUGACGUCGCUGAUGGAGAGGAAACGAAGACCGGCUUAUGUGAGGCUAGUGAGUAAACAAAUGGUUGGGGUUCUUUUAACCAUUUGGGUUAAACGAAGUAUGCGGAAACACAUUCAAAACGUAAGAGUUUCUACAGUUGGAGUUGGCAUCAUGGGUUAUAUUGGUAACAAGGGAGCUGUGUCUGUGAGUAUGUCGAUAUACCAGACGUUCUUCUGUUUCAUAUGCACUCAUUUGACGGCAGGAGAAAGAGAAGUUGAUCAGAUCAAGAGGAUUGCUGAUGUUCACGAGAUACAUAAAAGAACAGUCUUUCACUCUGUCUCAGCUCUUGGACUUCCCAAGCUUAUCUAUGAUCACGAACGAAUAAUCUGGUUAGGAGACCUCAAUUAUCGGCUUAAUUUAUCGUAUGAGAAAACCAAAGACCUCAUUUCCAAGAGAGAGUGGUCCAAGUUACUUGAAUAUGAUCAGCUGGUAAAGGAAUACAAGAAAGGUCGAGCUUUUGACGGAUGGUCAGAAGGAACUUUACAAUUUGCACCAACCUAUAAGUACCAAGCGCAUUCAGAUGAGUAUACUGGGAGUGAUGGAAAGGCGACAAGGAGAACACCGGCUUGGUGUGACAGAAUACUAUCUUUCGGCAAAGGAAUGAGGCUGGUUCAAUACCGGCGUACCGAAAAUAAAUUCUCAGAUCAUCGUCCGGUUGUAGCAAUAUACAUGGCUGAAGUCGAGGUGUUUUCCGCGAGGAAGCUUCAGCGAGCAUUGACAUUUACAGAUGCAGAGAUUGAAGACGAGGGACUUGUGGCCGUAGUCGUUUAAGAGAAUAAGAAGAAAAGAAGAGAUUAAGAUUUGAUGCUUAAUGUUUGUUUGAUCUUGCAUAUGAAGUAUUGGCGAAAGAGACAAUCUCUUUCUACGGAUAGUUUUAAUCUUAUGUCGUUACUGAUGCAUCACACUGGAAAACGUUCCUAGUGUUAUACUUCUUUCUUCUCUUGAA